Messenger RNA from Myxocyprinus asiaticus (Chinese sucker), 4486 nucleotides. It is a transcript of the gene c11h2orf69, whose product is annotated as chromosome 11 C2orf69 homolog. Lineage: Eukaryota; Metazoa; Chordata; Actinopteri; Cypriniformes; Catostomidae. The record is from RefSeq and is a predicted model, not a curated record. Gene Ontology annotation, cellular component: mitochondrion.
GGAAAAUAGCGUUUUUUAGCGUGAUCUAAGCUAAAGAAACACAGUUUAUCGUACCAUUGUUGUCAGACUUUACUGUUUAUUUGAAAUAUGAUCACUGGUCGUAGUCUUGAAGAACCGUUUUGGAAUUUUUGGUCUUUCUUCAGUCAUCUAGAUGGCAGCUGUACUUUUAUGCCGCUUAUAAUAACCAUAGAAAAUAGCUGCCCAGGAUCGUUGUAUAGGUGGUCCCGAUUGGACUAACUUUUUUUUUUUUUUUUUUUGGAACGGAGAUGCUUCAGUUGGCUGAAUAAACUGCUUUUGUGAGGAAAUAGUUCAUCAUUUAAUAAAUGUACCGCCUGUACGCUAAACCUCAGCAUGUUUUAGAUUAAACAAUCCUUUUGGAAUGCACCAUGUGUGCGGUUUACUACGAUGUUGCUGUCAUUGGCAAUUUUUGCGACAGGAAGGUGUCAGUUUACGGCUCUCCCCAUUAAUUUGUAUGGUAUCCACAAACGGUGAUUAACUGUCGUAACACGCUAGUUGACCGUUACGCUCUCUCCAAUGGUAAAAACAAAAGAGGUUGUUUAAGUAUAAAAUAUCUCUGGUCUGAACUCUACGCAUGCGCAUCACUUCGUAGGGAACAAGUUUUGACGCUCCCGUAAAGCGCCACUUGGCGGCGUAGAUUAAACUGAAUUUUUUUCAUUAUCCAGAAGAUUAAUCUUUAUUUGCAGGUUUAACUGCCGAACGACCACUGGAAAAUCCUGAACGCAGGAUAAUAGUUUAAAUCAUGCGGCGUUACUCUGCGAUCUGGUUUUGCAGUAGUGGUUUCGAGCUACAUGCUGCAGAUCGUGUUGUUGCCCCUUCAUAAUAUUUUGCUUAUGGGAACUAUCCGAUCAGUAGUAGCUUGUUUAUCUCUGGCCGCUUUAGCGAGGAAGAUGAACACCGCGGCGGGGCUGUGCUUGCCCGGGACAUCAUGCGGGCGUGCAUCCGGGCUGCUACGCCUGACUUCAGUCCCUGGUUAUGAUAAAAAACGCGUGAAUGAUGUUUUACUAUUAACACCCCUAACCAGAACGCAGAAGGAAUGUGACAACGAGACUGAGAAGAUGCGGAACGUCAAUGCUCACGUAGUCUUCUUUCCCGGGGACAUUCAGGACUUCCAGCAGGAAAUGGCCCUCCAGCCGGAUGCUGCCCCAUGGCAGUCCUGGAGUCUUGAGCGUGUGGCUCUCACCCUAGGCCACCGUUUUCCUGGCUGCCAUAUCUGGGUUGUCCGUGCUUCCCGCAUGUACCUGCACAAGUUCAGCUGCUAUCAGAACUUUGUAGAGAGCAACUUAUUUGGAGCACCAGAACACUCUCCAGACUAUGGAGCCAUUCGCCACCUGAGGGCACUCCUGGGUCACGGCAUGGUGCAGGCUGGCCUCCCGAAUCCUUUACCCCCUCUUAGUGAUACAUCCACCCCUGCCCCUCUUCCUUCUGGUUUUACCCUGACCCUAGUGGGCUUCAGUAAGGGAUGUGUUGUUCUCAAUCAGAUAGUGUAUGAGCUGGCUGGAGCUCGUGCAGAUCCAGAACUGAGGCUGUUUCUGGACAGUGUCUCAGAUAUGUACUGGCUGGAUGGAGGGCAUCCUGGUGGUAAUGAGACAUGGGUGACUGAUAAGUGUGCCCUGGGUGUGCUGGCCUCUAGUGGGAUGGCCGUCCAUGCCCACGUCACACCUUAUGAGGUAAGGGACCCAAUGAGGGCAUGGGUGGGACGUGAGCAUGGGCACUUUAUAAAGACCCUGGAGGGUCUGGGUGCCUGUCUAAGCCAGAAAGUGCACUUUGAGGAUGAGCCGGCAUCCAUUGAGAAUCACUUCCGGGUCAUUCAGGAGUUUUGACUGUUCUUGAUCUAUGCUUUCUUAAGUCUUAACAUGGAAUGUAGCCUAUUUCUUGCAGGGUAGUAGGCUCUGUAUUGCACAGAUAUAUCAGUUAAUCAAGCGCUUUGAGUCACCAGGUGUUUGGAGAAUGAUUGUAUGCUGCCUUUUCAGUUUUCUUUAAUAGGAGGAAAUAUUGAAGCUGAAUGACCUGGAACUUGUAAAAUGUUUAGCUGCAUGGCAUUAAGCCUUAUUGUUUGGUAAUUGCAUAUAACUACAUAUAGACUGAAUACUCUUACAUAGUCAAUUUGGAAUGUUGACUUUGCUCGUUUUUGUAAAGCUUCUCAAAUCAUUCAAACCAUUACCUCCUCCUGUUCCAAGUUCUCUUUUUCCCCAACACAGAAAGGAAAGGAGAAAUUACCUGAAAGUAAUUAUUAAUAUAAUUAACUUCAAAAGUAACUAUUUAAAUCCAUAUAUAUAAUUUUUUUUUUUUUUUUUUUUUCGUUCUUAAUUUAAUUCAUGAGCAUGAAUUUUCAUUUCAAGCUUCUGUCCUUAAUUUUCUAAAUGGAUAAUCUUGAGCGUAGGAGCCCUGCUGCCCUACCAAGGCAUAUUGUCUAAAUUUCUUAAUGCUAUUUUGGUGCAAAUAUAUAUAUAUAUGUUUUUUCACUAUCUUAAAAAUACUGCAGGCAAGCAAAUCCACUUAAGAGUUAAAAGCCUUGUUACAGCCUCAAACUGUAGGUUUCAUGAGUAUCUGCCCAGAUAUGACUGCAUUGGUUUAUAAUAACAAUGUUUUCUGGUUGGUGUUCAGUUUCUGGGAUUUCUUUGAUUUGUUAACGUCUGAUGACCUUCACUGGAAUUAAUUGUAUGUGUGUGUGUGUGUGUGUGUGUGUGUGUGUGUGAUAUAUAUAUAUAUAUAUAUAUAUAUAUAUAUAUAUAUAUAUAUAUAUUACAUUUUGUUAGAUUAAAAAAAAAGUUCAAAUAUAUUAUUUGCUGAAUCGGUGCAAUUUUCAUAAUUGCACAGUAUUUACAGAAACUUUUCUUGCUUUGUACUUAAAGGUAUUCCAUUCUCUGUGUUUGAAUCCCAGACGACUAUUCUCAAGGUGGCGCACUUUAUCUGUAUUGAAUAUGUCACAUACUAAUGAAUAUGUGAAUUUGUAUUUAACUUCUCAAUGCAAUGCGAUGAAUGUAGUUCUUGCUUCAUAGCCAUUCCAAGAGUUUCCAUGCUGAUGUAAUUAAAUAGAAGUGGUAAAAUGUUUUGGUGUUCUGUUUAAUAAGAAUUAUUAACCUUAAAAAAUGCAGUUCCAAUUAUGACAUGAAAAUACUUGAAAUUUUGCAGCAAGGAGGGGAUCCAAAGUAAACAGAAAAUGCAGAACAUCAAAUGCACAGCUGCAAUGCAAUUUCCAUCAACGUACAGAAGGAUUUAAGAGGUUAAUAAUGUUUUAAUUUAUUUGUCAAAGAAGCAAAAAAAAAAAAAAAAGUGUGUGUAUGUAUAUACACUAACAUUUUACAAAAUUGAAAUGCUUAUUUAGAUAAAUCUGGAAAAAGUGGUCUAAUAUUCAUUCACCUAUUCUCUAUCUAUAGCUUAACUAUCCUUGAAAUUUAAGGCAGUAGCUCUACAUUUAUACAUUUCCAUGGACAUUGAGAAAAAGGAGUCCAAUGGUGCAUUUCAGAAAUAUACAAAUUUAUUCAGUCCAGGUGUCAGAGCAAGUCAAUUUUUUUUAUAUUAUACCCUUUUAAAUUAUUAAAAUAAAUCAUAAUGUGGAUGUGUGAGGGCUAUCAUGUCUCAUAAAAUAAAUGGGAAAUGUUUGAUCACUGAAUUUGUUGAACACAUGAAUUUGUCCAUAAAAUCAGUAACAUCAAAUCUAUAUUAAGGGUGCAUCCUUUACAAGACUUUACAAUGGCUACACUCAUUUGUGUAAAUCAACUGAACAACAUUUAUUCUGAUACAUUUCAAAAUACACAAAUGUAAUCACCAAAUGAAGCAUCAUCCAGUAGUUUUUCCUUAUCCUGCCACUCUAAGAAAAGUAGGACAAUUAUCUACAAAGUUUAUCCCUUAAGUGUCCCCUUGCAAAGUUACAAAGUUUGUGUCAAGACAUGGCAAGCUUUCUGUAAAAACCACAGUGACUGUUUUGAAAUGCAUUCGAAAGCCUGGCCUAUUCUCUAUUGAAUCACCUCACCUCCCUUACCCAUCGCUAAGCUGUUCAUUACUGUUUCCCAGGCAGGGGAAAUAGAUUGAAUAGAUUCAAGUUUUCCUUUAAGAUGACAGCAUACAGUGAGCACACGACCGUGACAAGAGCCUGUCGUCUUAGGAGACAAUAGGCCUAUUAUGAGUGCUGGUGACAUCUCUUGGAAACCAUAAAGCCCUGAGCACACAAACACAGAUGAGCUCUUCACACCUCUUAAACAGAGAACAAAAAGCUGAAGGCCUCAACCUCCAAGACUGAACCAUGACAUACCAACAUUUCCAGUUCUAACACCCAGUUGCAAAAGCAGUCAACAAUAUACAGUAUUCAAUUAUUUGCUAGCCUUGUUUUCAUCAAUUUACUGCACACUUUGUGAUGUGCAUUCUUACUCUAAUCUGUUUUGCACCACAACACCAGUGUUUCGCUUAUUCUAACAUUCCUUUGCCUUCAAUUCAAUUUCAUUCCAGAACACAUAUACCUUACUUU